CAAUGUUGUUGUCUCAGUUUAAACGAUAAAGCGAACGAAAAUAGACAUAAUUUUAGUGGUGUUAUGUGAAGUGUAAACUAAAUAAAAAAUAUCUUGUGGAAUAAAAGCGCUGGCGCGACGGAAUAAACGCACUAAUACGUGAAAUAAGAUUUGGAUAUAGUGAUAAUAUACAAACCGAUACUAGAGUUCGGUAUAAAUAAUUGGAUGGAUUAUUAAUGAAAUAAAGUUACUUGUUAUACAAGAGCGUGUUCGUAUACAAUAUAUUAAACGGGAGAGAAGUAAAAACAUUUUUUAAUAAAACUUGUUACAAGAAGUGAAAGAGGAUUUAGACCUCAGAUGAAAUGACGGGAGUGCAUAUUACAAAAACAGAAAAGUUUUCUAGUUGAAAAAAAAUUAUUUCAAUAAUUAUUUAAAGAAAUAAUAAAAAUUGUACACAAUAUCAAAGUUCAUCAUAAAUUAAAACAAUACAAAGCCAAAUCAUGACGAGUCGAAUCAACUCAGAAAGCUUGAAUGAAAACAAGGAACGUGUAGACGAAGAAAGUUUUAAAAAGAAAGAAUAUUUAGGGAAUAUUGAUAGUGAAGAUUUGGCCCACGGUACUGAUUCUGGUUUUUUGUCGGGUCCACAAAACUCUUUUUAUGAAGAACAGGAAGAACAGAAAUAUAACGAUCCGAAAAGUUUGGAUAACAGCUGUAAUGAUUUAAAACCCGAUAACGGGAAACCAACACUCGGUUCAAAGAAUUCUGGUGAAAAGACUGCAGAAGACGCUUGUGUUGUCGAUUCGGGUUGCAUUGAUGAAGAGGAAUGCAACGAGGUCGAACAACGAUCUGUUGUGCAAGAUACAAAUACACAAGCGAGUGAACAAUUAAACUCAGAAAACGCAAGUACAACCAAGGAUAAAAGCACUCAUGACAAUAACAUGAGACUUGAGCACGAUGUCGAUAGUCACAUCGCAGAAAGAUUUUGCAAUCUUAGUCUACAGCAUGGACCAAUAAAUGACUUGAAUGGAUCUGAUAAUAGAGCAAAUGUAGAACCUACCCCGGCAGCAACAACUCCAAAACAUUCGGCUGAACCUUCUAAUCAAUUGCCGGCAUGGGAACAAUGUUAUCAACAAAACGAUGACGGAGACACUUACCUUCAUUUAGCGUGCAUCUCAGGCUACGACAACGUAGUUGCAGCCCUUAUCAGACUAGCUAUACAUCCUUGUUUGUUAAAUAUAAAAAAUGAUUAUGGCCAAACCCCCCUACACUUAGCCGCGCUUACAAAACAAAGGAAAAUCUUGCGUAUGCUCUUACUUGCCGGCGCUGAGCCAACCCUUCGCGACCGUCACGGGAAUACAUCACUGCAUCUUGCCUGCAUGUCUGGCGACGAGCAAUGCGUGAAUGCGCUAACAAUGCCUUUCAGUGGUUCAGAGAUCAAUGAGGCGCAUCGCCAAUAUGGCUACAGAUCAAAUGAUAAACUAUUUUCCUCACUUAGCUAUGCCUGUUUACCUUCAGGUUUAGAGAUUCGUAACUACAACGGCGAAUACUGUGUUCAUUUAGCUGCUGAAGCUGGUAAUUUACAAAUACUAAGAACUUUAGUACAAUCCGGAGCCGAUAUCAAUGCGAAGGAGGGCAAAGGUGGCUACACACCGCUUCAUAUCGCUAUCGAAAAGAACAAUGAGGAAUUGUUCAAUUUCCUACUCGAUGAUUGUAAGCCAACACUUAAUGUGGAAACCACCACAUUUGGACGUUUGACGCCUUAUCAAUUGGCAUGCAUUUUAAAUAGAACACAAAUGCAAAGCAUUUUGGAGAAGCAUGGUGCGGAACCACUAACACCACCAGAUAGUGAAUAUGAAAGUGAUGACGAUGAUUCGGACUUGGAAGAAUCCAAGAACUAUGAUCGUAUCGUCGAGACGGGAAUCUUUGGAAAUUUCAAAGGCGGCAAUGCUAUGGCAGUGAUGUAAUAUAUGAAAGUUGUGUUGAGCACCUGAAAUGCAUUUGGCGCGUGAUUUUCACUGGAAAGGAGUACCUAAAUACGCUCAAUGUACUUAAAUGUAUGAGAAAUUUAAGCGAUGCGAAUAUAAAAACGCCGAAAAAGUGAAAAUUUUAAAGAAUUUGAAACAUAUAUUUACGUUUAGUGUAGAUAAUGAAUUGGUUUAUGAAAAUCUCGAUAUCCUGUUUUAAUCCUUAAAUCCUUAUAACAUAAUUUAAUUUUCAUAUGCAUAUUUGAAAAUAUUUAUAACAUGACUGUAUGAAAUUAAGUAUUUACUCUAUAGCAAAGUAUAUUUAUGUGUGAAUAAUCUGAAAACAAAACAAAAAAUACAUGCCUUCAUAUAAAGUGACCCAAAAUAUAACAUUAAUAAUAAAUUUGUGCAUACCCAACACAAAGGAA
Molecule: messenger RNA, 2371 nt
Organism: Ceratitis capitata (Mediterranean fruit fly)
Lineage: Eukaryota; Metazoa; Arthropoda; Insecta; Diptera; Tephritidae
Product: NF-kappa-B inhibitor cactus
Exons: 7
Coding region: 480-1943 (487 amino acids)
Molecular function (GO): protein binding
Source: RefSeq, a predicted model, not a curated record